Molecule: messenger RNA, 3952 nt
Organism: Vespula pensylvanica (western yellowjacket)
Lineage: Eukaryota; Metazoa; Arthropoda; Insecta; Hymenoptera; Vespidae
Gene: Gp150
Exons: 9
Coding region: 440-3166 (908 amino acids)
Molecular function (GO): protein binding
Source: RefSeq, a predicted model, not a curated record
GAAAAACGCAAGGUACGUGUCGCGCAACGACGAUCCACGCCCACGCAAAAAUUCUCACCUAAAGGAAAACGAUCUACGCUGGGUACUUUUCAAGCUUGGUCUCGCGCGAGCGUUUCAAACGUUUCGAGUGUUUCACCGUCAGAGGACUCUGUCCUUCUUACCUGUCACCUGAAUUUUUACCUGUGGCUCCUCCGCUUUUGACCAAUCGGACGUUCGACCCUGGGCCCUGCCGUCCCCCACUCCUCGACCUACUGCAGCCGUCCCCGAGCACGAAGCCUAUACGUAGUUCAGAAAUUCCUGCACCGCAAGCGCGAAACGAUCAUCCAUUAUAGCGUUCCCACGCUUCUCUUCUUCGAUCGCGAUCCGUGUAAAGUGUGAAUCUUCUGGGGAAAAAAGAGGAAUCGUUCGGGCGGAUCGAGAAAGAAGGAUACGAAACAAAAUGAAAAUUCCGGCAGCUGUGCUGCUGACCGUUCUGUGCUUGUUCUUGUCGACAACAAGAACGAGUGCAGCUUUGGCAUCAAACUCGAAUCUGCCUAAUCAACUCCUUCGGGAAGAUAGUUUUGCGCCGAGUGAAUUGUACAAAGUUAAAUAUGACACUUCCACAGCCUUUCCGGAUGGAAAGGUCCAGAAAAUCAUACCGUCGGAAUACGUGAAAUCGUUCGAAGAUCCAAAGAAAGUACUGCUUCAGGAGAUUCACACUUUGGACGAGGAUGCAAAUGAUCGUCGAGUUAACGUUACCGUCCUUCCAAACGCUCAGGUAAAGCCGAAGAAAGCGACAUCGCCGCUGACAAAAGCUGUCGACGCGAGUGCGAAGGAGAAAAUAAACGAUAAAAAGGUAUUGGAAGCCGAAGACAUGGAAUACGUUGGAAAUUACAAUGGUCAGAGUCCCCACGACAAGAGCGACAAAAUUGACGAAGGCGAGAACGCGGACAGCGAAUACAUCGACGAUUACAAUGAAGACGAUGAUAUCGACGAUGAUCUCGAGGAAGACGACGACGACGACGACGACGAUGACGAUGAUGUCAUGACUCAUUGUCCCGAUUAUUGCAAAUGCGUCGGACAGUACGUCGCUGCAGUAACCGCAACGUGCACCAAACUCGUGGAACAACAAUCUUUUGGCCCUAGCAUAGCCAGUCUGCGAUUCGAGAACACCGGAGAGAUUCGUCUUGGUCCGCACGCAUUAAAAUCCCGUGGAUUGCAACAGCUGGAGAAUAUAAAGAUCACGGACACUCGUAUCGUCGAUCUCGAUCGUACGGCCUUCGACGGUAUCUCGUUCCUCUUCGCCGUCAAUCUGACACGGAACGCGCUUCAGGACAUUCAUCCCCAUACCUUUCAGAAUAAUUCGCAACUGAGUCUAUUGACCAUUUCCGGAAAUCCCUUGAAACACAGUCAAUAUUUCAAAGGGACGAAACAUUAUCUUUUCGACGCACCUACCGUCACCGAGCUCGUCUUUUCUAACAACGGUGUACCUAAAUUGCCACGUACGGCUUUUCAAAAGAUGCAGAGCCUAGCCUAUAUCAAUCUGAGUGGAAACAGACUGAAGGAAAUCGAAAAGACCCUCUUUGAUCCGUUGAACGCCUUGCUCGACUUGAAUUUGUCCAAUAACUUGUUGAACGAGAUCCCUGUCGAGCUCUUCGAUAACAAUGGCUUGGAGACCCUUCGUGUCUCUGGAAACAAUUUAUCGACUCUAGCUAUCAUAAGAGCUUCCAAAUUGACAACGUUGGAGGCAGCCAGAAACAAAAUUAAGGUUAUAGCGAAAGACGAUUUAUCGGGUGUGCCGCUUUUGGAUCAACUCGUUGUUAGCUCGAAUGGAAUGAAACGAAUACAUCAACACGCGUUCAUGAAUCUCGACCAGCUGACGUAUCUCGAUGUCAGCGAUAACAAAUUGACCUCUUGGACCGAACAUCAUCUCAGGACUAAUCCGAGAUUGCAGAUCUUGUUAAUGAACAAUAAUCCUGAUUUAGGAAGCUUGCCUGUUUUCAAAACUACUGGUCUUGAAUACGACACAUACAGCACUUAUCGUUUGGAAUGCUCGAAUUGUGGUUUGGAACGAUUGGAGCCUCAAACAUUCGACGAGAUGCCAGCUUUAACCAAACUGAAUUUAUCCAAAAAUCGUCUUACCGGUUUACCUAACGGUCUUUUCAAGUUACUGACUUCUCUUCGAGAGCUGGAUCUCUCAGAGAACCUCGUAGAAACUUUAGAUGCAAAUAUGUUCCGUGGUGCUAUAUCCUUGAUCAAAAUUAACCUCUCUGGUAAUCCCUUAGUGACUUUGCAAGUUACUCCAUUUUUGCUGACGCCUUCGCUUAACAAGCUCGAUGUGAGCAGAUGCGAGUUGGAAAGAGUCUGGAGCGAGGCUAGAGUUCCAUUGGAGAGCCUUAGAUUCUUAUCGGUUCGUGGUAAUUUACUGCGACGAAUCACUUUGGAAGAACUGAAGGCCAUGCCGAAACUUUCAGCCUUGGAUUUGUCACAUAAUCCCUUGGACUGCGACGAGGACUUCAAUAUGGCCGUUCAAUGGUUGACCGAUCACGGUAUUACACCCACCGAGAUACGCACGCACAGCAUUUAUGGCGAUAACAUGGAUUACUCUGACUCGGAAGGCAUCACGCAGUGGAGGGAUCUAGCGAAAAUCGUUUGCGACGGUGUCGAGGAUGGACCACCAUCUAGAACCAUACCUACCCCUAUAAAGUCAAAAGUCAUUUUCCCGAGAUUACUCGAUGACGCAGAGAACACGAAUUCUCUUCUAAGCGGAGAUCUCGAAGACAACGAGGAUCUAAAAGCAUUCGAUCAUUUCACACAAUCGGACGAUGCCGAUAGAGCAUGGGAAGAAAAUCAAUAUACGGAAUAUGGAGAUUAUGUGAUCGAAUCAUCAAGUUAUCGACCUUGGUACAGCAAUGCACUUUGGCCUAUACUAACUGUCAUCGUGGUGACGUUAGUAAUUCUUUUGUUGAUCACUCACGUGGCUAUCACUGUGGCGAAGCGUCGUGGUCGUAGUCCCGUCAUCAGACCACCGAUGAUUCUUCGUCAAGGUCUCGUCGAUAACAAAAAUUGUGGUUUGGUUUACAAGCCUCUUCAAGAAGAAAUUGCAACUCCCCAUAUGCCUAAAAGGGGUAGUUUUUACUCAAGCAGUACCUUCCAUUACGAUAAGAUCGUACCCGAGAGCGUGUAAACUUAUUAAUAUUCGUUUAAAUAAAAGGACUAAUUGAAAUUUAAUUGAUAAAUCGAUAAAUGUGAAAUAAUCCAAUCGAUAGGAUGAACAUGAAAAAAGGUGGUAUGUUUUUAUGAAUUUAUUAGCGUUUUUAUUAGAAAUUAUAAGUGUUCCACUGAUCGAAUUAUUCCGUCGUUCGUCGGAGAAAAUAAAAAUGAAAAUGUUCUCGCGAUACCACGAAGAAUCGCGAACUUUUUUAGUGCCUUCAAGCAUUUGUGCUUCCAAAAUUUUUAUUAUCGAAUAAUUACAUAAGAGAAGAAAUCGAUCAAUCGUAUGAUUGAGCAUCAUUGAACAUCCGUUUCCUUAUGAGACAGACGACGCUUUGCCUUUUAAGAAUACAAAGGCAAUCGAAUAAAUCGAUGGGAUAAAUGCAAGUACAAGAAAUGUUUGGGAAGACGGUGUCCAUGAAUAAUUAAUUAUACAUGUACAUUUAAUUAAUAGCGCGUACUAGUUAUCUGCGAUAUGGCCAAUGUAUCAUAAGAGAAUGUAAGAGGAAAAAUUAGAAUGCAAGCUCGAGUUCGAAACGCGGCUAUAGUAACAUAUGCAAAUUGUAUGUUUUUCAAAGCCCGCAAAUUUUUAAUCACUUUAACAGAAACUAUUUUACAAGUCAGGAAAGAAGAACAGCUCUAUCGUAAUACGAUAUUAAAACUAACAUCUUAUACAACAAAUGAGUACUUUAUGUGCGCUACUAUAUUCUGUAAAUAAUAUAUAACGUUUUAAUAAAAACUGAAAUAAGUUAAAAAAUAA